AACCCAGCGGCUUUUUUGGUUUCUAAAGGAGGGCGAGUUUUAUGUGAGUUGCAUUGUGCCCUUUGUGGCGGUUCGUGGGUGAUGGCAGAGGCGCAGUAUGAAACCAAUAUUGGCAGUGAGAUGCGAAGGCCUGGUUGGAGCGAGAAGCCACCAUGCAAUCUGGCCCUAUCUUUUUUUGGUGCGUGGUCGAGCACUUGUAUCUGGACGACGAGAUCGACGGAGCCAGCAAUCAACAAAAAAAGCACCAUCACAAAGCACCACCAAACUCACCACCAAAACCAACACCAAAAAGCACCACCGAAUCCAUCAUUCAAAAAAUUCAUCAGACGUUUCUUGAUUUCGGCUCCCUCACUUAUAUGAAGGGUACACUGUCAAGAUCGUCUGAUAACGCGCGUCGGCAGUUGCCUCAACGGCCCCAAUUAGCCAGGCUGUCAAAAACACAGCGCAAUAGCAAAACACAGCACAAUAGCAAAACAAAACAAAGGCAAACAACACAAAGCCACAACAACACAAAGGCAAAACAACACAAAGACAAUUCAAUACAGAGGUAAUUCAACACAGAGGCAAAAUUACAGCGUGCUUUUAAUUCGAAGUGCACCCGGAAAGACCUGGACAUGGGAUAUGGCUCGGGCUGGCCGCGCAGCUUCC
Metschnikowia bicuspidata var. bicuspidata NRRL YB-4993 is the source of this 648-nucleotide messenger RNA. RefSeq lists its product as uncharacterized. Lineage: Eukaryota; Fungi; Ascomycota; Pichiomycetes; Serinales; Metschnikowiaceae. The record is from RefSeq and is a predicted model, not a curated record. The coding region runs from base 153 to 551 and encodes 132 amino acids. The transcript has a single exon.